Molecule: messenger RNA, 4668 nt
Organism: Bombus pascuorum
Lineage: Eukaryota; Metazoa; Arthropoda; Insecta; Hymenoptera; Apidae
Product: transcription factor Sox-21-B-like
Exons: 2
Coding region: 691-1671 (326 amino acids)
Biological process (GO): regulation of DNA-templated transcription; cell differentiation; anatomical structure morphogenesis
Molecular function (GO): DNA-binding transcription factor activity, RNA polymerase II-specific; RNA polymerase II cis-regulatory region sequence-specific DNA binding
Source: RefSeq, a predicted model, not a curated record
CUCCCUGGCUCAUCCCAGACUCGAUGUCAGAGAGGUCCUGACGGAUUCUUACCAGUCCUCGUCACGGUAUCAAUCACACAGCUUCCCUACGGUUAACUUGGUGUCGGUGCGCUGUUUCUCUCCUUAUGAGCAAUCCAGUUUAAUUGAAUCGAACAAGGACAGAUCGAAUGGAGAGGAUUCAGGAAGCUGGUCUUAACGAAACAUAUUCGUAUAACGUUGAAGAAUGAAUCUCUCUGUGAGUGACUGCUGGAACGACGAUCAGAUUCGAAGAACAUCUUUCGUGCGAAUUUUGAAAUCCGGUUGGAGGGGGUGAGUGUAAAAGGAGAAAGAUUCUGGCUCGAAGAUUCAUAAGAAGAUUGAAAGAGAAAGUUGAUGACAGUUUUAAACAGCAGAGUUUUGUUGCGAGAAUUUUGAUUGGAAUUGUGGUAUGAAGACUGAAAUCGAGUCGUCGUUGAGCAUGUGGAAAUUGUUGGCUUUGACGACCACGUGAUCGAAAGUUGUAGAAAGGUGCAGUGUACAAUAUUUGUCAAGAUCGAUACUCACUGAGUAAUGAUGAAGGACAAGAAUAGUGAAGAAAGAAAUUGUUUAUCGAUAGAGAGAUGUGAAAAAAUUAUAGAGGAUAGGAAUUGAAUUUGUAGAAGGAAUUUGAUCGAAAAUAAUUGUAGAUCGUAGAUCAGAAUAACGGUCGAGAUGUCAUCGAAAACGCUUCACAACGAGCAUAUCAAACGUCCGAUGAACGCGUUUAUGGUGUGGUCACGAGGACAGCGACGGAAAAUGGCCCAGGAAAAUCCGAAGAUGCACAAUUCUGAGAUAUCGAAGAGGCUUGGCGCCGAAUGGAAACUGCUCAGCGAAAGUGAAAAGCGACCUUUCAUCGACGAAGCUAAAAGAUUAAGAGCCCUCCACAUGAAAGAGCACCCAGACUACAAGUACCGGCCGCGCAGGAAGCCGAAAUCUUUAGUAAAGAAAGAGAACAAAUUCGGUUUCUCGAUAUCACCCCUGAUGUCCUCGGGUGAGACCUUAGGCAAUAUAUCGAGAAGCCUCUUACCACCUUUGGCACCACCAUCGCACCACACGUUGAUGAGCCACGAGGAUCUCAAGAUUCCCCGUUUCUUCCCGCCAUUUCCAUACCCCCUAUAUCCUAUACAACACAAACUUGGAGAAGAGUUCAACGGUGGCAAAUUAGCCGCAGAUUUGGCGCUUCAAGCACUCUACGGAGGCAGCACCUUUUAUUCGAGCCAUCAAACCAUGUCCUGGCCGGGAUUAUCAACAGCGACCUGUCUUCAACCCAAUUGUGGCUGUCCAAGUCCACCUAAAGAUCCAAAGAGGCCGUACUUGCCCACCAAAUUAGAAGAAAGACCCUUUCCUAGCCCAGGUAAGCCAGAAGAGGAUGGAUUUCCUUCAGACAGAGACUCUAGCAGGGAAGAAUCUCGAUAUAGAAAACUUGAAGAAGAUACGUACUUGUCUUCGGUCGACAGGCACCAGGAAGACAGGUCUCAAGAUAGAUUUUCUUCGUCUUCUUCGUCGUCACCUACCGAUCAGACAGAGAAAGCUGUUAAUAGUGUUCCAACGACGACGUCGACCGCGACGACAAAGGUUGACAGCGCGUUUUCGGUUCAAAAUCUGACAUCGUCCAGUUCAAAUUUGGGAAGUCAUCGCGGCCAUGUCAUAUGAAGGCCGCUUCCGGUUCUCCCGGAUCUAAACUUCCGGGGGAACCUGGUACCACCUGGAUGGCCAAGCACUGACUGGUGGAGGGUACCAUCAAUGUUAUCGCCCAUUCCUCAGACGACGGUGACGAAUUUAAACGCACCACCGAAGGACGACGAAGUUCAGUUACAAGAAGAACAGAGAAACUCCGUGAUGGCUAGGUCGAGGGGCAUUCAUAUUGGAAAUGUACAGUGAUCAUUGAUGCUCAGGGAGAUAAAUGGCUCCUAAAAUGAUUCGAUUGAAAACUACUUGAAGGUUCAUAAUCUGUUAUGUAAACGAUGACGAAAGGGUGUUAUCAAUCAUGUAUAUGAUGUAAACGGGACUUUUCAUUGGAAAAGUGACUCUUUUACGAAUCGGAGAUUUACAUUUAUGGAAUCUUAUACUCUCCUCCUUAGUUAAAAUGUCUUAUCUACCACCUUGAAACUGAAGAAAACUGAAGUUGAAUAGUGUAGUUUGUUCUAUCUUUAGUUUUCUUCGUUCAAUCGAAAAUACUUAGUCAUUAUUUCGUAAGAGCAUGUGUAAUAUAACAUAUUGUUAAAAGAAAAAAGCAUAUGGAAAUACUAAUUGGGUUCAUAUUUGAACCUAAUUAAUUGUUAUGUAAAUGCUAUAAUAAAUACAAUGAAAUGUAAAUACUUUCCGUAUCCGCUGCAUAUCUUUAAAAAUACUAGAUAGGAUAUUUUGACGAAGGAGGGUUGUAUAGAAAAAGGUAUGAAAGAUGAACCACGAAGGUCGUCGAUCGUUCGUAACCUGUUGCGUUGUGUGAUAAUUUCAACAGCCUACUUAACCUGUUUUUUACGAUUGUAUGUAUGAUAUCUCGUUGAGAGGAAAUUCUAAAACCUGGUUGAAGACCUCGAGAAAUACCACAUCAUCCCAGUGAUGUUCCACAAUGUCCACGAGUGAUCUUACUCUUGGGGGUUGCAACUGUUUCGCUAGGAAGACGGAACGAGUCGAACUUUUCGACGAGAAUUCGUUAUGCGACUCGACGGUGGAUACCAAAGCCGAAUCGAUAACUCGCCACGGCCAAAAUCCUACAAAGAGAGAAGCGAAAGGGUCCUUUCUGGCAAAGCGUGUACAGGGAUGCCAGAGAAGAGUCCAAUUUUGAUGAGAUAACCAACCCUCUCGGUGGCACAUAUUACCGCACACGCGAGCCCAAAGCGUCAUGGGAGGACAGAAAAGAGCCCCCAUACGAGCGAAGAGAGGUAGGAAAAAAAUAAAACCCUCUUCGAGCAGAGGCAAAUCUCUUCUUUAGGGCGCGGCCAUGCGAAAUAAGCCAAACAUUCUGAAUGCUAACGUAGAUGCGACACAGCGGACCUGUAUACGCGUUAUACCACCCCCCCCCUGUCUCCUCACGAGAUGAUUUUAUUGCGUCGCGCAUUGAUACUGCAACUCCCUGAUAUUUUCCCUGUGUCUUUCUCAUUUUCCUUUUCUGUUUCUGUUAUUUGUUAAUUUCCUUUUUUAGCAACCUUGUAAUUGCUAGAUCGCCGGUUGGUGGUGAUUGUGAGGGAGAGAUUGGUAAGUGAAUCGACGAAAUGAAUUUAUUUUUACGUCUUUUUUUAGCUUUCAUAAAGAUUUUGAAAUCUUGUGAUCCUUUUGAAAUCCUUUUGCACAAUUGAACUGAUAUUAUUAGCGAAAGUUUAUAAAUCACAAGAUGUUAGUGUCAAUAUAUCUUCCUGUGCAAUACCAAAACGUUUGUUAAUGAAGCAAAUGGAAUUUGAGGAAGUAUACGUUACCUAAUUGUUCCAUUUAAUGUAAAAUUUUAGAAAGGAAAUUAUUGACUCAUAACUUAUAACUUGUUGAUUUACUAAUAUUUAUUGUGCAAGAGGAUCCUGGUUAUUACUGUUGUAUUUUUUAUGUUAUUCGUGGUUCUAUUGUUGUUUUGUUUUCCAGUUAGAAAAUAUUAACGAAAGAGUUUAUAAUAAAUAGAUUAUGGAUAUUUAUGCAUAUAUAUGUAGAAUACACAUAAUAUAAAAAGAUACAUAAAAUAUCCAAAGUACUCAUUAUACUACCUUAAAGGUAAAUCUUCUAUUUUUUAAAUUGUGUGCAUAAAAAUUCGCAGUCCAGUAAUGUGCAGCAUACAAACUGUAUAACUAGCAGUUUAGUAUUUAUCAAUUAAUUUUAUAGUAUAGAAAGUUUCGAAGAUAAAAGAGUAUUAAAAAAAGACUUGUUUAAAGAACGAAGUUCAUACGUAACAUAGUAUCGUUUAUCAUAUCUCUCUCAUAAUCCUACUGAAAAGAAACUACAUAAAAGCAGGACGCAAAAGUGUCGAACAUUCUUUUUCGAAUGGCAUAGAAAUAUACGAAGCUGUAAUUUAUUACUGUGAAGCUUUAAACAAUUGGCCAGUAAUAAUAAAACGUUCAAUUCGAGCGAAUUGUUUGCAGACGUGCCAUUCUGUCCGCGAAUUGCUCAAUUCGUUGCUGGUCCCCUUUGACCUCUUCCCCCUGUUCACGCAGUUUUAUUGCAGCUGAUUUUUCGCGAUCGACGCACACCCGUAUAUUCAAAAUUUUAUACGCUUGUUUUGCAGCGCGAGACACGUAUUUUUCGGUGAAAAAUUUCGACCAUGACGAUCGAGCCUCACUACCGACCAGAAUGGAAACUAAUUCCCACGCACACUUCUCCCACAUCUAGAAAUUGUAUACAGUUAACAAAAAAAAAAAAAGAAGAAAAAAGAAAAUCGUAACGAUCAUAGAGAAUCGACGAUACAAAAAAAAAGAGUACCUAUAAUGUAAAGCGUAUUGUAAACAAAUAGAAACAUAUCUUCUCGAUAUUUACAUAAGUUCCUCGGCUACCGUUCAUUUUCAACGUUAAACGAGAGAAAAGACGAGAAAUAUAGAGGAUCAUGUAGGGGUUUUCCAUUAAUCACAAAAAAUGGCUGCGUUAACGCCCCAGGCGAUAUGCACGUAAUCAUUGUUAAUUAUUUGCUGUAACAUAACGCGACGUUUGUAAAUAAAUUCGAUCUUAACCGAA